CUCAGACUGAAAGCAUUUACAUAGUCACGAAGCACCCACCGGGAACUAGUCUGCACCGCUGACACCACACAUUUACACUCUCAAGCUUUCAUUUUCACUCAUUCAAAAGUCGGUCCAAGCUGCAAGCAAGAAGCGCAGGCUGUGCGUAAUUGCGAUCAUGACGCGCGGGUGAUCCGGGCUGGAUGUGGAUCGAGAUUCAAGCUACCGGUGUAAGAGCAGCCAUUCGCCCGUCCAACAGGCUGCUGCAGUUGGGACGGGGGGGAUGAGAGAUGUCCCCCUCACUCAUGGACACCAGGGAUGGACCCAGCAGCCCCUGCUCCCUGUCAGCUGAGGAGAGCAACAGCAACACAGCCGGAUCGGAGAGAGAAGGAGAGGGACAACAGGUGGGAAACACAGGGAAGAGAAGACAAGAGAAGAACAGAGAGGCUGCCAGGAAGACCCGCCGAAAGCAAACGGAGAGAGCUGACGAACUUCACGAGGAGCUCCAGCGUCUUGAGCAAUCAAACUGCACCCUCAAAAAUGAGAUCGCCGGAUUGCAAAAAGACCGCAACCACUACAUGAAAGCUCUGGCACGUCACGAGCCUUACUGCCGCCUCAAAGUGUCUGAGGCCGUCUCAGGUGGCUGUCAGAGCACUUCCAGCCCUCCAUUGAUAUUCGCUCCCCAGGCUUUGAGCUCCAUUCUGGCUGCUCCCCCUUUGGGCUCCUCCAGCCUGGGUCAUCAAGCCCAGCUCUCAUCCUCAGCUUCUCCUCCAACAUACUCCUUGUCUUCUGGCUCGUCUGCCUCCGGGCCUGCGACUCUUCCUUAUUCCAUGCCAGAUCAUCACUCUUUGUUCAGCAAAGAGCCUCCAAUCACCACAAGUCCGACAGGGGCUACGCCUCUUUGCACCAGCGUCCUUUCAACCUCUACUACCUCCAGUGUCCACACCGCAGCUGCUCAGCCUCAAACUAGGCGAGACAUCAUCCACAAAAUCUCCUCUGUGCCUGCAAAUGCAUGUUUUCCUCCUCUUAAGUCAGGAACAUUGGAGGCUUUUUUAAUGGAAAAAACCCUUUUGGUGCCCCCUUUCCAACAUUUGGUGGGACAAAUUGGAGGCCCAGCAUCCCAAGCAUGUCCCAUGAAUGUGCCCCAGCUUCCUCUGGGUCAGCACAGUGGAAAUCCAAACAUCUCGAGUCCACUGUUACCACCAACUCUUCAGGAUCCUGCUGGUCUGUCGCCUCAUGCUAACUUGGAGCUGCCUCUUGCCUCCUUUGGUUACAGACAACAAACACCCAAUCAAGCAUCUCUGCUCUCCCUCCUCACCCUCCCGAGCCCUCUGAACAGCAGCAGCAGCUCUGACGCUCAGCCUCCGCCCUUGCUGCCACUACCAGGCGAUCCCUCAACUGACCUUUCUCUUUCUGAGCUGCUAGAGGUCAAUGACUGGAUCCUAACUGGAACUAGUGAUCAAUAACACUACGUGUAACAUGGUGAUGGAGAACCAGAGUCCCUAUUUAAAAUGUCCUAAUUGACAUUUUUACAUUACAUUAAAACUAUUUAAUUGAACUCUUAUGAUUUAGAUUUCAUAUUUCUUUCAGGCAGAUUUCUUACUAUCUUCCAAUAGAACUCACUGUAAAAUACACGGUUUUUCCAGAGAGAUUUUUACAUCUGACAUCCAGUUGGCAGUUAUUUAUGGAAAACUGGCAUCAGAAAAUGAACCUAUGUCUGAGCUGUUGCUCAUAAUCAUGUCAUUCUUCUCCUAAAGGGAUACUCUCGCAAUUUCAUCCAACUAAGAGACCCAGAAAAGGCCAAUAUUUAAAAAGCAGAGGUCAAAAUAUCUGGAUACUUAGUUCAAAGGUUCAGGUUAGGUUCCAACAAUGCCCUGUCUAACAUUUCCCAUAAUGUAACCUGUAGAAUGUUUGAUUAGAUGUUCAACGUCUGGUUUUAUAAAACAUGUUUAUUGAACCUAAUGCCUUCAUUCAUAGCACAAGCUUUCUGAUAUCACUGAAGCCCAAACUGAGAUUAACCCUGAUGACAACACUAUAACUGUCUUUUUCUCAGAUUGACCAGAGCUAUAGACGACAACAUAUGAUGGUUUCCAUAAGCUGUGUAAUGCUCAAAAUCAAAUAAUCCUUAAUUAAACAAUCAUAAAAUCCUUUCCCAAAAAACAACUACGUAAAGGAAACUCAAACUAAUUUCCUGCAGCUUCUAAAUACUCCAUCUCUCCUUGAUAACAGGCAAAGCUUUGUUCAGUAAACGAGAAGCUUGUGAGUCCAGCUCAAAUCCAGCAAGGGAAACUUUUUCUCAGUUUUAAAUUUGUAAAAAUGUAUAAGUGGGUGUCAUUCCUUUCAGACAAACACUGACUCAGCACUCUAAACUUUGACUUGUUAUUUAAAAAAGAGGUGGAGUAAAGACUUCCUCACCACUUCAUGGAAAAGGAGAAAAUGUCCUUAUGUGCCUGCAGCUGCAAUAUAUGACAGGGCCAAAGUUAACCACAGAGUCUGCAAACUGGCUGCAUGUGACAUUCAUCCAGAUUUAACAAGAGGAAAGUAUCUUAUUUUACUCUUGUCUUUGUUUUACCAUGUUGAAAAAAACUUUCUAACAUAUUUCACUGCUUAUAAUAAUUUAUUUAUGCAAGAAAAAUGUGCCAUGUCACUAUUAUUCUUAAUAAAUACUGUUGGUUGUUGGACCCUCUAGUGGACAAAUUGGUGUUUGAAUUGCAGCAAUGAAUUCAAUUUUUGUGAUAAGACCCUUAUGUGCAGUCAAAUGUAUGUAAAAGAUCAUCAGUCAGCUUUUUAGAAACUAACGUGUUUUCAUGUGCAGCACAGU
Molecule: messenger RNA, 2800 nt
Organism: Paralichthys olivaceus (Japanese flounder)
Lineage: Eukaryota; Metazoa; Chordata; Actinopteri; Pleuronectiformes; Paralichthyidae
Gene: batf2
Product: basic leucine zipper ATF-like transcription factor 2
Biological process (GO): regulation of transcription by RNA polymerase II
Cellular component (GO): nucleus
Molecular function (GO): DNA-binding transcription factor activity, RNA polymerase II-specific; RNA polymerase II cis-regulatory region sequence-specific DNA binding
Source: RefSeq, a predicted model, not a curated record